AUGUCGCUCAAACAAGAAAUCGAAACUUGGGUGCAGGCCCUUGAUGCCUACGAUAGUCAAAACUUCGAUGAGGCCUUGCGCUGCUUUGAACAUAUUGCUGAUACAUCAAAGAUCCUGUUCAAUUGCGGCGUGAUCUAUGCAACGGUGGGCGAGCAUAAGAACGCAGUAGUCUGUUACCAACGUGCUGUCGGCCUAGAUCAGUACCUGGCAAUCGCCUAUUUCCAGCAAGGUGUAUCCAAUUUCCUGCUUGGUGACUUUGAAGAAGCAUUGGCCAACUUCAAUGAUACUUUGCUAUAUCUGCGAGGGAAUACCUCAAUCGAUUAUGAGCAGCUGGGACUUCUGUUUCGACUAUAUUCAUGCGAAGUCUUGUUCAAUCGAGGUCUAUGCUAUAUAUACCUUCGGCAAAUGAACCCUGGCAUCGAAGACCUUCAAUAUGCAGCAAAGGAAAAAGUCACACCUGACCACGAUGUGAUCGACGAUGCUAUCCGCGAAAAUGCAGAUGGAUACACUGUUUUCUCAAUUCCCGUCGGGGUUCUCUAUCGCCCAAAUGCAGCCAAAGUCAAGAAUCUCAAGACAAAAGACUACCUAGGCAAAGCCCGACUCGUUGCCGCAUCAGACCGCAAUCAAUCUUCAAACCACCAAUGGCAACCAAUAAUCGACCAAGAAGCCCUGCAAGGCCGAGAAGGCGUCUCCUUCGCAGCAAGCCAUUUAGUCCGCCAAAACCUCAGCAGCCGCACCCGCCAGCAAUCUGAACCACCUCUAACCCGCAACGUAUUCCCCCCAACACCACCCCCAGACGACCGAUCCGUCAGCACAGCCUCAGGAACUCAGUUGGGCCACAAACGCUCCACCUCUCUACGCUCCCCUCUACGAGGCGUCCGUCCCCCACGUCUCGAACUAGACCGCCCAAGUAGCGUAGACCCCCGAGAAUCCUCCGAAAAACCGCGAAUAGGCACAACCCGCACAGCGUCCGAGCCCCGCCCCUUCUCCAAAACCAACGCGCGAGCCUUCGCCGAACCAAGCCGGCACGCAGCAGGUCCAGGUCCCCGCCGAGACCUCGACGCAACACCGCACCCAGACCAAAAAUACAGCACCGAUUCUUACGAGUACUCCAACCGGCGCAGCGCAGGCUGGGGCCGCGGCCCCCGCUACCAACCACCACCGCAGUACAUCGACGAAGAAGAAGAAGAGGAAUUCGCCAGCGAGCUAUGCGACGGUUCGACCCUCAACACCCUCAACAACGGCUUUGAGAUUGUUGGUGCAGGUCAAAGCCAACGGCGAGACCCUUCGCCCGCGCCUGCGCGGUACUCGCGACCUGGCAAUCCGCGCAGGGCUGAGAUCCAAAAAUUCCGUACGAAGGUUCAUGCCCCUGAUGAUACGCGGUAUAUCAUGAUUGGGCCGACGGUUGAGUUUGGGGAAUUUGAGAAUCGGAUCCGUGAGAAGUUUGGGUUUAAGUGUCCGCUUAAGAUGAAGGUACAAGAUGAUGGGGAUAUGAUUACGAUGGUUGAUCAGGAGGAUUUGGAUUUGCUAAUUAUUUCGGCGCGGGAGGUGGCGAAUAGGGAGGGGAGUGGGAUGGGGAAGAUAGAGAUAUGGGUUGAAGAACGGGCUAUGUUCUGA
Molecule: messenger RNA, 1617 nt
Organism: Penicillium soppii
Lineage: Eukaryota; Fungi; Ascomycota; Eurotiomycetes; Eurotiales; Aspergillaceae
Product: putative PB1 domain protein
Exons: 5
Coding region: 1-1617 (538 amino acids)
Molecular function (GO): protein binding
Source: RefSeq, a predicted model, not a curated record